Molecule: messenger RNA, 906 nt
Organism: Gregarina niphandrodes
Lineage: Eukaryota; Apicomplexa; Conoidasida; Eugregarinorida; Gregarinidae
Product: putative RNA-directed DNA polymerase
Exons: 1
Source: RefSeq, a predicted model, not a curated record
AUGAAAGCCCAACUAACUUUAGAAAAUGGCUCCGAACUCUUAACUACCUUUGCCGUUGUGGAUGAUGUCCCCUCUACCUUGUUAAUUCUUGGCCUUCCCUUCCUGAUUGCUUCGGCAGCUACAUGUAAUUUCAAACGACUGUCCUUUGUGAACCGCGACGGUUUUGCCCGCCUCUACCAGCAACCUGCCAGCACCGACCUGCCGCUUAACUACUCAAUUUCACUCCCUGAUGAUCCCUCCAUAACCGAAGCACUGCAACACGUUACCGACUUGACUGCCCGAGGCGCCGUCGCCGAACUACUCUACAAGUACUCCACUCUCUGGAAAGACCGCAAGCGCGGCGUCGUCUCUACUAUCAAACACGAAAUUCUUCUAACCACUACAAGGCCGAUUGUCAGUCGCCCACGUGUUCGUACCCCGGAACAAGACAAGACAAUUGAUUCGGAGAUCCAGAAAAUGCUCACUGACGAUGUAAUUCGACCAUCUCUCAGUCCCUACGCGUCCGAAAUUGUUAUGGUGUUGAAGAAGACCGGUGAUUGGCGAAUGUGUAUCGACUUCCGUCCCCUGAACAGGGCUACCAUCGACGAUAAGUACCCUCUCCCCAAACUAUCCGAGAUGAUCCGCUCGAUUAAAGAUUCUAGAUAUUUCAUUGCACUCGACUUACGCAGCGGUUACUGGCAAAUUCCAAUGUCCGAAUCCUCCAUUGAAUACACCGCAUUUCGCACCGCCACUGGACUGUACGAAUUCAAGGUAAUGCCGUUUGGUCUUAAGAACGCCCCAGCCACUUUCCAACGAAGUAUGAAUUUCCUACUCGACGACCUUCGCUACUCCGGUGUUCUUGUGUACCUGGACGACAUACUCAUCCACUCCCCGGACAUCCCGACCCUACUCAAACUGACGGACAAA